AUGGGGUUGCGAAGUCGAUGGAAGAUGGAGUCCACAAGUCCCCCUUUCCAGAAGGAAAAUGAACUUCUAGGCGGUCCUGUGUGUCUACCUAUCUACAUUCCGCAGAGGACUUCUGCCCUGUAUCCUGUGCAUGACCUGCGCACAUACCUAGAGCAAGAUCUGUGGACACCGCGUCUGGACAAAAUCCAUCAACAUCUCUGGCUCGCAGGUCUUCCUAGGGCUGCCCGGCCAUUGCAUCGACAAAAACUGCUUAAUCGCACAAUCAUAGUCACCGAAGAUCCUAACGAGCACCUUGUAUGGCAUGAGUCUCGUAUAUUCGUCAAACCGCUUCCGGAAUAUCUGCUUUCCUAUCAGUUCUGGACGGACCAUCUCGAAAAGGAAUUUCAAGAUGAAUCUUUGCGUAAAGCUGCUUAUGGACUUCUCCUAUCCUACAGCUGGCUUAUAUGUCAUAAAUCCGACCUCAGCGUAGCGCAUUCCAGCGGUCUUCUGCCAGAAUCAAUCAUUUGGGAGAAUUGGGUGAACUUUCUGGCCGACUUUCUCAGUUAUGUUGAUAUAGGGUCCCUUAGCAAUGUCUCCAUUCGGUACCGAUACGGCGAGCUGCGUCUCUCAAGACUGCACCGGAUAUACAGAUUUUUCCCUUCAGUCUUCUCCCCAACAAAUUUCAUCAAGGGAUUCAAAUCCGAGUCAACGUGGUAUAAAGCCUUCUUCGCCCGCAAUUUCAGUUGGAUCUUUGCAAUUUUUGCGUACGUCACCGUUGCAUUAAGUGCGAUGCAGGUAGGACUUGGGACACAAAAGUUACAGGAAAAUCGUAACUUCCAGCAAGGAUCAGAACGAUUCGCAGUUGCAAGUUUGAUUCUGCUCGCUGCCAGUGUGGCGCUGAUUGUUAUCAUCUGGGUCUUUCUAUUUUGCUUUCAUUUCCUAUGGGCCAUGCAGAGUCUGAAGCAUCGAACGCAUUAG
This is a messenger RNA of Aspergillus pseudoviridinutans, 957 nucleotides long. RefSeq lists its product as uncharacterized. The coding region runs from base 1 to 957 and encodes 318 amino acids. The transcript has 2 exons. Lineage: Eukaryota; Fungi; Ascomycota; Eurotiomycetes; Eurotiales; Aspergillaceae. The record is from RefSeq and is a predicted model, not a curated record.